GUGCAUGGAUAGUGAUCUCCAUCCAAUGCAUGACAGAGUAGACAGUGAGAUGGAGAUUGUGCUAGUGACACAAAGCACAGCUCAACUGAUGUAUGGGACAGAAAGGCCAACAAAAGGUCACAGGUGAUUAGAUAGCCAAGAGCUCUGUUGACAUCACCUCUGGCAUCAUUCGCUACUUAAUCACAACUUUCCUUUUUCUCUAUGUGCAUUGUUGCCCCUAAAGGUCUCUGGUCUUAUCUCUGGGCAUGACAAAGAGUGGAGGUGAGUUGAGGUGCUUCUCCGAGAUGCUGAGGCCUAUAUAAGGUGGGGUCUGUCCAGAAUGAAGCACAAACCACAGACACCUCAAGCAAUUUCCAGCCUUUGAGACACCUACGACAUCUUUUCCCUCACAACAUGUGGAAGGCAGCACUCUUGACCCUGGGCUUGUUGGUGGCGUUGGUGGGCAGGGUGCGGCCCAAUGAUGGCCAUCCCUCUUUCUAUGGGGUGAAACUGUGUGGAAGAGAGUUCAUACGAGCUGUCAUCUUUACCUGUGGUGGUUCUCGCUGGCGGAGAAGCGUAGGAGACUCAGCUCUUAUUGGAGAAGAGGCCUUUGACCUGUGGAACACAAAUCCCAUCCCUCAACUUGCCAGUGAGCAGGAUCCUGCAGAAUCCCAAGCAUGGAGAGAACAAACACCAAAUGUGGCAUCUGUGGCUGCUGGAUUCAGCCGCUCAGCUCGCUCGCCAAUCUCAGAGGAGGUGCUGGAGGCUCUACGGAGUGCAGAUAGGAAAGGACGGGAUGUAGUGGUUGGACUGUCCAACGCUUGCUGCAAGUGGGGCUGUAGCAAGAGUGAAAUCAGCUCUCUCUGCUGAACCUUGUUUAAUAAAUACACUUGUACUUGUGAUUCCUUAAUUUCUCCCCAUCCCACUUACCAGCCAUGUGUUGAUAUUGAUACAGAAAUGUGACUCUGUACUCAAAAUGUGUUUUCUGUGAUUAUCACAGAUUGAUAUAUAUGUUUAAUAAAGCUUUGUGUAGUUGGU
Messenger RNA from Micropterus salmoides (largemouth bass), 1017 nucleotides. RefSeq names its product relaxin 3b (gene rln3b). The transcript is spliced from 2 exons. The record is from RefSeq and is a predicted model, not a curated record. The coding region runs from base 394 to 849 and encodes 151 amino acids. NCBI's taxonomy places the organism in Eukaryota, Metazoa, Chordata, Actinopteri, Centrarchiformes, Centrarchidae. Gene Ontology annotation, cellular component: extracellular region. Gene Ontology annotation, molecular function: hormone activity.